GGUAAGUGUAUCUGACCUUGGUAGCGUCCAUUUUCAGCUUUAUGCAUGUCAGUAAUUGAAUGUAGCCAUAGCCAGACGCAGCCAUCGCUGCACAACGCGCGCGAAGACGAAGGUAUGAGUUCCGGUUCGGUUGUGGGCCAGCAGGAGGCCGGCCCCGAAAAUCUGCAGGACAGCCAGCUGCUUGGCCUUCCGGUGAAACUGCGCCAACGGCUGAUGCCGUUCCAGAGGGAGGGGGUCGAAUUCGCGCUGGCCAGAAACGGACGGUGUAUGAUUGCAGAUGAGAUGGGGCUCGGAAAGACGGUCCAGGCCAUCUCCGUGGCCUACCUGUACCGGAAGGAGUGGCCGCUGCUCAUCGUGGUCCCUUCCUCUCUCAAAUACCCCUGGAUCGAGGAGAUGGAGAAGUGGAUCCCCGAGCUGAGCCCAGGGGACAUUCACCUGGUGGAGAACAAGAUGGACGUGUCGGGGAUCAGCAGCAGUAAGGUCACCGUUUUGGGGUACGGGCUCCUCACCACCGAUGCCCAGGUCCUGGUGGACGCCCUCACCAGGCAGAGCUUCCGGGUGGUGGUGGUGGACGAGUCCCACUACCUGAAGUCGAGGAACGCGGCCCGCAGCAGGAUCCUGGUGCCCCUGGUCCAGCGGGCGCGGCGGGCGAUACUACUGACGGGCACGCCGGCGCUCGGGCGUCCCGAAGAGCUUUUCAUGCAGAUCGACGCUCUGUAUCCCAGAAGAUUUGGAACGUGGUCGGACUAUGCCAAAAAAUACUGUAAUGCUCAUUACAGGUUUUUCGGGAACCGGCGGCAGUGGGACUGUCGGGGCGCGUCCCACCUGGAGGAGCUGCACCAGCGCCUGAGCGAGAUCAUGAUCCGCAGGCUGAAAGCCCAGGUCCUCACUCAGCUCCCCCCCAAAAUCCGCCAGCGCAUCCCGUUCGACCUUCCCAAAGACGGAGCCAAGGAAGCCCACGCCAGCUUCGAGGAAUGGGAGAGGCUGAUGAGGAGGCUGGGUUCGGGGGCCGGGCCGGACGCCAACCCCUUCGGCGAAGUCAUGGGGCUCGUCACGCGCAUGUACAAGCAGACGGCCAUCGCCAAGGCGGGAGCCGUGAAGGACUACAUCCGCAUGCUGCUGGAGAACGAGCGGCUGAAGUUCCUGGUGUUCGCGCACCACCUCGCCAUGCUGCAGGCCUGCACCGAGGCUGUCAUCCAGGCCAAGGCGCAGUACAUCCGAAUCGACGGGAGCGUCCCGUCGUCCGAGCGAAUGCACCUGGUCCACCGCUUCCAGAACGAUCCGGAGACGCGGGUGGCCAUCCUCAGCAUUCAGGCUGCAGGACAGGGCCUGACCUUUACCGCCGCCACGCACGUGGUGUUCGCCGAGCUCUACUGGAACCCGGGUCACGUCAAGCAGGCGGAGGACCGCGCCCACCGCAUCGGCCAGACCAGCUCCGUGCACGUCCACUACCUCAUCGCCAAGGGAACCUUCGACACCAUCAUGUGGGGCAUGCUCAACAGGAAGGAAACGGUCACUGGCAGCACCCUGAACGGGAGGAAGGAGUACCUGAAGGCCGAUCUCGGGGACAAGGAGAAGUGGGACUUCUUGAAUUUCGCCCAGGCGUGGACGCCCGGUGAGGCUUUGGUGCGGGAAGCCGGGGACCACGACGAGGUGUUCUUCUCCCAUUUUGAGAAGGACAAGCAGCACGACAUCCGCACGUUUUUCUCACCGAACUCGUCCAAGGAGAAGAUGAAGAGGAGGAGAACAGAGGGGGAAGGCUCCCCCCUCCCGAUUUCUGAGAUGGGGGAGGAGCAUGGGGAUGUGGAGGUGAAGAAGCGAGAGGGACAGAGCCCGGGGGGGGGCCGUAGCCCUUGUCCCGACGGGCCGGAAGAGGACGAGGACUUCGCCCCCCUGAACAAAAAGAUUCGGGUUGCAAGCCCCCAGCUGCCCGCGGGGAGGAAGAGGAGGUCCUGGGCGGGGAAGGCCUCCCCAGCGUCCCUCCUGGCCUCCCGUCGGUUGUCGGUGGGGGGCCGGACCCCCCCAGCGAAUGUGGGGAAGGGGUGGAGCUGUGGAGCCUGCACCUACGCCAACAGCACCCUGCUGCCCUACUGUGAGAUGUGUGCCACCCCUCGCCCUGAUAAAGCUGGCAGCGGCGGCCCGGGGACGGGCCGACCCCCGGCACCAGCGAGCCCCUGCGUGGCGAUCUCCAGCUCGGACGAGGAGCCGGACCCCGCCCCCCCCGCCCUCCCAGCCCGCCCCGCCCGCGCACCCGGGCCGGGGGCGUCGGAAUCGGAAGCGGAGGGAGGGGCGAUGCCGGAGAAAGACGGGUGCGAGGGAAAGGACUCGCCGGGAGGAGAGAGCGCCCCAUCGCACAGCCAGGCUGACGAGAGCGUCUGUGACCCCGCCCACAGCAGCCUCCCCCUGUACGAGGGCCUCAAGUUCUGCGCCAGCUGCAACUCCGACAGGAUCUACCUCUACACCAAGGAGGGAGCACUGAACGCAACUUCUCCCCUGGAAUCAAUGGACAGCUGGGAGGACCUGCCCGAGGCCUUCCAACGGCGGGAAAACAGGCGGCAGGUGCUGCAGUUUGUGCGGGAGUGGAACUCCCUGACGUCUACGAAGCAGAGGGUGGUCCGACGGAGCGGACGCCAGUUCCGCAGCCCCAUCCUGGCGCUGAAUGACAUCACUGGCAACCAGCGCAGGCAGAGCAUCACCAAGAGGUUCCUCACCAAAGAGGACGUGGCGCAGGCGUCCCUGGACCGGGCCCAGAAGGACGGGGGCAGCGUCCGCACGGUCGCCACGGAGGCCUUUUUCGCCAAGAGGACCCCCGCCAAGAUGGCCGACUCCGUGCCGGACAGCGGAGAGGAGAAGGAUUCUGGGCGCUCUGAGGAGCCCGGGUACCUGCAGGCCCUGGACAGCGAGGGCAACCCCCUGUGCCUGUCCUGCCAGGCGCCCUGCGGGCCGGGCAGCGCCACCUGGGACGGGCGCUUCUGCGGGCGGGGCUGCCAGGAGGAGUUCCAGGUGCGCUCCAGCCAGGCCUACAUGCGCGCACGGGUGCUGGAGGCGGAGCAGGGCGUGUGCCAGGGCUGCGGGCUCAACGCCCACCAGCUGUACCAGUCCGUGCGCGACGCCCCGCCCGCCAGCAGGAAGGAGCUUCUGGAGAACACCUGGCUGUCCCAGCUCUCUCUCAAACAGCUCAAUGAGAUGAUCCGUACCCCUGUGGAGGGGCAGUUUUGGCAGGUGGACCACAUCCGGCCAGUAUACAGUGGAGGGGGGCAGUGUUCUCUGGACAACCUGCAGACUCUGUGCACUGUCUGCCAUAGACAGAGGACCUCCCAUCAAGCCAAGGAGAGGAGCCAGAUCAGGAAGGGAGUGGCCGCCUCCAAGGUGGCUUCGGACAUUACCAGAUUCUUCAUCAGGAAGUGAGGAUUCCCAGAGACGGUCCCGGUAUGGCAACCACCCCCCCCCAUCCCCCCGCCCCCCCCUCAAACUACCACCACCACCGCCUCCGCCACCAUCAUGGUCCCCCCUCCCUCGUGUCCUGCAAGUGAGCAGUACAGAAUUUGUCACUGUCAUACCCCCCCAAUUCACCUCUCACCAAUGUUGCAAAAAAAAAAAAACAUGAGAACAUAUCAGCCACACUUCCCCCCCACCCCCCCCACCAGAGGCACCGGGAGGCCCCCCACCAGGACGUCUCCCGACACGCGCAUCUCAUUUAAGCCUGCGGUCCGAGAGUGGAGGAGCUGUGGCAGCGACCGCCUCUCUCUCUGAAGGUCAUCGCGCAAUAUUAACCUUUGACCAGAGGGGGCAGCGCUGAGCGGGACGGCGUUAAAGCCCGUAAUCCGUGGCCCUCCUCCUCCUCCUCCUCCUCCUCACGGUCAGAUCUUCCUCGUUUGAGCGCCGGGCUUCGUGGCAGGCCCUUGAUUUACGAGCGGCUUACCCGUCCGAGCGGGAGAGAGAGGGGGGGGUCUCGGGAGGGGACGGUGAAAAAUGGGCGAUCCUUUCGCCUGUCCCGAGGAGAGGAAACACGAACAAGAGAAGAGGGUCUUUUAACCGACGCCUGGAGCACGGACGCGGAGGCGAACGCGAGCCUCGCGCAACGCGGAGGUGUGCCCCGCGGUCGCCAUGACGGCGCCGCUCACACCCCGAAAACGCGAACCUAUCAGCUUUCAGGCGACAGCCGCCUUUCGGCAGAGGAGACGUUCGCGUGCGGAGGAUUAUUAUGGGUUCGUGAGAUGGCACCCUCUCCAGCAGCAGCAAGCAAGCAAGCGGGCGGGCGGGCGGGUGUUCUGUCGUAACUUUUUUUUUUUAAGCUCGCGCACCAAGUCUUAGCACAUCCGUCUACACUUUGACGUUUGUUUCUCUCAAGUAAACUCAAGAUGGGGGGGGGGGAGGGGGGGUGAGGGGGGCGGACGGGUGAAAGAGCCGAAAGUUACUAUGGAAACAGACCUGAGCGAUAAGCCGUGCUCGGAAUAUUAAGUCGCUUCGCGGCUCGCUUUCUGUUUAUAGCGAUGCUACAGGACGGGCUAGCGGCGCCCCAGUCAGACUGCGAGCAGCCCUCCCGCGGCGGGCUCCGCUACCUCGCCGACGUCACCGUCGCCUCGCCAACGCUCCAACUCGUCUUUCUCUCCUUUACAAAAAAGUCUGGGGCUGAAGUGACAGAAUCGUAUCAAUGAUAAACAUUUGAAGAAAAAAAAAGAAAA
Molecule: messenger RNA, 4685 nt
Organism: Anguilla rostrata (American eel)
Lineage: Eukaryota; Metazoa; Chordata; Actinopteri; Anguilliformes; Anguillidae
Gene: zranb3
Product: zinc finger, RAN-binding domain containing 3
Exons: 21
Coding region: 46-3408 (1120 amino acids)
Biological process (GO): replication fork processing; DNA repair
Molecular function (GO): ATP binding; ATP-dependent chromatin remodeler activity; zinc ion binding
Source: RefSeq, a predicted model, not a curated record